Molecule: messenger RNA, 3313 nt
Organism: Pogonomyrmex barbatus (red harvester ant)
Lineage: Eukaryota; Metazoa; Arthropoda; Insecta; Hymenoptera; Formicidae
Gene: Elk
Product: Eag-like K[+] channel
Biological process (GO): potassium ion transmembrane transport; regulation of membrane potential
Cellular component (GO): plasma membrane
Molecular function (GO): voltage-gated potassium channel activity
Source: RefSeq, a predicted model, not a curated record
UAUUCUGCAUUCGACCGCGCCGCCUUUACCGGAAUACAAAACAACAGCGGUCAAAAAGUCGCAGUUUAUCCUUAGUCAUUACGGUGGUUUUAAAUCCUGCUGGGACUGGUUGAUUCUCAUCGCGACCUUUUACGUGGCAAUAAUCGUUCCCUAUAACGCGAGCUUCAUCAACACCGAUAGGCCUACCAUGGUCAGUGACGUUGUCGUCGAAGUGCUCUUCAUUAUCGAUAUCAUUUUGAACUUCAGAACAACGUACGUGAGCAGGAAGGGCGAAGUCGUCAGCAAUAGCAAGAGCAUCGCCGUGAAUUACGUGAAAGGCUGGUUUUUUGUCGACCUCGUAGCGGCAUUGCCGUUUGAUUUUCUCUAUGCCUCGGACGUUUACAGCGGCGAGGAAUCGGCGCACAGUAACAUCCACUUGGUGAAACUCACGAGAUUACUGAGACUCGCGCGGCUGCUACAAAAAAUGGACAGAUAUUCGCAAUACAGCGCGGUAAUUCUAACGAUGCUUAUGCUCUUUUUCAUUGUGGUAGCGCACUGGUUGGCCUGCGUCUGGUACGUUAUCGCCGAGAAGGAGAGAUUGCGGAAUGACAAGGAUUGGGAUUUAGGCUGGCUACAUACCCUGGCUGAAAAAUUGAAAAUAUCAGUGCAAAACGUUACGCACACAGAGAGCUAUAUAACAGCAUUAUAUUUUACUUGCAGUAGUUUGACUUCCGUUGGUUUCGGAAACGUUUCGGCAAACACGUUCUCGGAAAAGUUUUUUUCCAUUUGCACGAUGUUGAUCGGGGCUCUUAUGCAUGCUGUGGUGUUCGGUAACGUUACUGCAAUCAUUCAGAGAAUGUAUUCUAGAAGAUCCCUCUAUCAAACGAAAUUACGAGAUCUCAAAGAUUUUCUAGUCUUACAUCAAAUUCCAGAAGAGCUCAAGCAACGAAUGCAGGAUUACUUUCAGACUAUGUGGUCAUUAAAUCACGGUAUUGACGUGCACGAGACUCUCAAACAAUUUCCCGAGGAACUGCGGGGAGAUGUUUCAAUGCAUCUUCAUCGAGAGAUUUUAAGUUUACCGAUAUUCGAAGCCGCCUCACAAGGAUGUCUGAAGUUGCUUUCACUCCAUAUCAGAAACAACUUUUGCGCCCCCGGCGAAUUUCUCGUCCACAAAGGCGAUGCGCUUUCAUAUAUCUAUUACCUGUGCAAUGGAUCUAUGGAAGUUGUGCAAAACAGCAUGGUGGUUGCAAUUUUAGGGAAGGGAGAUUUAGUGGGUUGCGAUAUAAAUGUUCACCUGCAACACGGAAGUAACGGUGGCGGCACGACUGGAUCUGGCUCGGUUGACGUUGUAAAAUCCAGCUGCGACGUCAAGGCGCUAACAUAUUGCGAUUUGAAGUGCAUACACAUGCAGGGCUUGGUCGAAGUCCUCCGACUUUAUCCCGAGUAUCAGCACGAGUUUGCGCACGAUAUACAGCACGAUCUUACGUACAACUUGCGUGAGGGAUACGAGGCGGAGCAGGAGUCCGAUGUAAAUGGCCCGUCAUUGACACUGCCCUCCAUCAGCGAGGACGACGAGAAUCUAGUCGAGGAGGGCGAAACGUCUCCUUUAUCACCCCCUAACAAAUCACCACUUCACACAUCUUCGAGUCCGCGGCAUGCCAAGUUCAGGGAGGAUUAUAGAGAAGCGAGACGAGCAGGACGGGGAGUCUUGUUGCGAGGGGGAAGGGCAGCGCAAGUGAUCGCGCAAGAAUCUAUGGAGGAGCACAUUCGAGGAUCUGUUGAGAGACUCGAUAAUCAAUUUUCUACGCUGCAUCAAGACGUUGCGACGCUCAGUUGCGAGGUGCGCAACGCCAUUCAAGCGUUGCAGAUGCUCGCCUGCUCACCCCAGAGUAAUCCGAAUCUGCCGACCCCGGCGGCGAGCCGCGGCAGCGGGGUCCUCGCGAGGAGCUCCUCCCAUCCCCCGGAUGCCAUUUGUUGGAAUCCGCCGGAGAGAUUGAUCGACAUGUCGACGCAGACGGAUUGGCCGGUCGACCUGUACGAGGCGUGGGUGCGCGCGAACCCACGCAGGGCCCUGAAGGCCCUCGGUCUCGAUCCGGACGUCGUUCUGAGCCUGCCACCUCCGUCGCCCACGCCGUCGCCGUCUUCGCCUCCGCCGCCGCCUUACGAACCCCUAUCACCUUUGGCGGGCUCACCCCAGCAGUCGCCCUCGCGAACUCCAACGACAGGAAACGACAGCUACGUUUUUGGAAUUACUCGCGACGCUCCGCACAUUCCUCGAUUAUACAGGCCGCCCAAUUCAGCCUGGGAUCCCGACAACAAGCUGUGGCACCGCUUCAGCGCCGGCGACGCCGACAACACGUCGCUCUAUCAGGCGUUGCGACGUCUUCCGGAGUCACGCUCAUUAAAGUUCGAUCCGUUCGAUAGUUGAACUAGUUAAGUCCUACGGCAGGAGCCUGCAAAAAUCCACACUCCGCUCAAAAAUCCAUUUCUCGGCGAUCGGCGUGAAAACGAAAAAGACACCCGGAUCGGAAAAACAUGGCGAAAUUGCAAGUCUAGUAAAUUUAACGAUGAAAUAAUUUUGCGCAUAAAGAGGAAACGAUAUUUGAAAUAUUUCGAUUCGGAGGCUUGGGAAAAUUAAUCUUCUAAUAGCUAACUGAUUCGAUCAACGCGAUAAUCCCAAAGCUACAGGCUGGAGGCAAUAAUGUUUGAUUGGCAGGUUAAUCACGAUUUUGUCAAACUUGUUGGACUUGUUCAUCGGGAUAAACAUUCUAUCGCUUUAAUGUUAACAGAAUGGAAUAAUUUCUGAUAAAGUAAAAACUGAAUAAACGCGGAAAAUGUUGUUGGGGAAUUGGUCCGCAGUCCGCGAUAGGAAUGAAUGACCGAUGAUAUAUAAAUAUGAUAUUGAUCAAAAAGUGGUCAUUUCAAAUCACGGUCGAUAACGCAUAAUGCAUAUUCGGGCUCGUAAUAUAAUUCAUUGUAACGUAAGUUCGCUCGUUCGCGCGAUACUAGAUUACUCGUAAAUUGACAUUUAUGUUUCCUUUCGUCGUUAAUGUCAAUUCGUCGGUCUCGUUGCAAUAUUUAACUCUUGAAUGCACCCGGUCGUGUUGAUUACAAGAUGAGAUAAAUUAAGACUGACGUGAUAUGCAUAUCAGAGCAAGUACACUUACGGUAUUUUGUUUAGGCAAAAGCGAAAAACAUUAUUAUACAAAUAUUUUUUAUGUCUCAUAUUACGAUAUAUAAAUGUACGUAUAUCGAUAUAUGUCCGAUUAUAAUAUCUCAUCGAGCGAUAUACAUUUAUUUCUAUAAUUUGUUAAUAUUAUUUAUAAUCAGUAAG